Messenger RNA from Caenorhabditis angaria, 1766 nucleotides. NCBI's taxonomy places the organism in Eukaryota, Metazoa, Nematoda, Chromadorea, Rhabditida, Rhabditidae. The record is from the annotation of a GenBank genome assembly.
AUGGAUGUAAAAAUAAAUAGAAAUGAGUAAGUUUUAUUGUUUCGAAGGCACACUCAAAAAUUUGUGUUGCGGGUCUCGCAACGAAGUACAAGCAAACAUCUCGUUUUGUUUUUCGUUUGGAAAAAAAUGAAAAAAAUUUAGUUUUUGCGAUGAAAAUUCUGGCUUUCAGAGCUUGUAAGCAACAAUUAGACAAACGUCCACCGUCUUCAUUGUCAACUGGUAGUUCUGAUAGUGGUGUAUUUGCCUCAGGUGUUCAUGCUUCGUCACAACCAACAGAACCAUCGUCAGCUGCACAAACUGGACCACCAAGUCCUACUCAACAACAAAAUCAAAUUCAUCAUCAAAACGAGGAAUCUAAUGAUGUAAUUUCAAUCAAAAUAUUUUUUGAAAAUUACAGUCUCAAUUUUUCAGCUCACUUCAUUGAUUUAUCAUGCGGCCAAUUUGAUUGCAGUCAACGAACAAUUCCGAAAUGGAAAUGUUACUCAAAGUAACAAUCUUUUGAAUCGAACAGCAGAAAUUGAAAAUAUCUCACCACAUCAACAACAUUUCGAUGCGAUGAAACCAGAACUUUUGAUGGAUCAUUCUCCACGUUCCUUGAUGCCUGGACCACCGUAAGUUUUUAUUUCAAAAAUAUUUUGAAGUCAAUAAAUCCAUUUGAAAAUUUCAGACGUGUUCGUGCUGGUGGCGCAGAACGUCGUAUGCAAAAACCGGAAUCGUUCAAGACAGUUAUUUGUCAAGCUUGGCUUGAAUCAAAAACUUGCGCGUUUGCUGAAAAUUGCCGUUUUGCUCACGGAGAAGAAGAAUUGAGACCAUCAAAGUUGGUUUGAAAUUUGUUUCAUUUUAAUCAUCACACAUAACAAAAAAUAUUCAGGGUUGAACCGCGUCAAAACAAUAAGUACAAAACAAAAUUGUGCGAUAAAUACACCACAACUGGUCUUUGUCCAUACGGUAAAAGAUGUCUUUUCAUUCAUCCAGAUCACGGACCAAAUGCAUAUAUUCGUGCUGACAAAUUAUUUGAAGUAAGUCAAUAUCAAAAAUUUCCCAAUAAAUAAUAAUUAUUGCUUCAGGUCUCACAACGUCAUGCAAUGGCUGAUUUGCGUGAUAAAAUGGAAUCGCAAAUUAUGACUGGUACAGUAACACGUCGUCCACCGGUUAUCACACCAUCACCAAUUCUUCGACCAUCAACACCAGUCGAAAAUAUGCCACCUCAAAAAAUGGCUCAACCAUUGGGACCAACUCCAUUGCGUGUUCCACGUUAUUUGGGUAGAAAUCAGCCAACACCACCACAAUUUGAUGAAUUGUCUGCUCUUCGUCCACAUCCAAGUUGGCCACUCGAACCAAAUUCAUUUUUCACUAAUGAUACCAACAAGAUUGGCGCAAUCAGUAGACCAGUUAGUCCAUUUGAAUCGAUGUUGAUUGCUGCUUCAGUUGGUCCAUAUACUUCGAUGUUGGGUAAGAAUUUCACAAAAAGUUCCCGAAUUUAAAAUAUCAAAAUGUUGAUUUUUUCAGGAGCAACAAACUCAACUCCAGGCGGUGUUUCUGGUUAUGCUUCAGGUGGAUCAACUCCAUAUCAAGAUCUUGAAGCAUCUCCAUAUUCUCCAAAUAUCGCGGCUCUUACUCAACAAUUUUUGUCAUCUGCUGCAAUUCAACCAUCUUCAACCGCUCCACUUUCUUCUCGUUGUUUUGAGGAUGAUUCAUUCUCGAUGGUCCCCGGUGGUUUUGAUCAUUUGGCUGAAGAUAUGGCGAAACAUUUGGAUUUGUGGUGA